This is a messenger RNA of Onychostoma macrolepis, 2793 nucleotides long. RefSeq lists its product as uncharacterized. Lineage: Eukaryota; Metazoa; Chordata; Actinopteri; Cypriniformes; Cyprinidae. The transcript is spliced from 5 exons. The record is from RefSeq and is a predicted model, not a curated record. The coding region runs from base 304 to 2055 and encodes 583 amino acids.
UCUAACAUAAAUAUAUCCAUGAAUCACCUGGGUGUGUUUAUAAAACGAUAUGACAUAGUUUUACAGAGAGAUGUGAAGCCACAAAUUAAUUUGUUUAAUGGAUGCAUUUCUUUUUUCUUUUUUUUUGACAGUUCUGCAAGAACAUGCAUAUUUCACGAGUUUCUUGCAAGACAUAAAAUGAGGUUUGAGGCAGUUUAUGCAAAGUUUUUAAAAGAGCGUGCAUUUUGAAUGACAAAUACGCUUUGGUAUAAAUGAAACACGACACGAUGUGAUUCGGUUCAAUGAGAAGGCUGUGAUACGCUUAUGAGAUCACCGACUAAAAUCAGGAUGGAAAUCAUGUUGACUUUUCUUCUGAUCACGGCAAUGAUUGGCCAAGGUCAGUCAUGGAACAACUAUGGAGUAAGCUUCAUCACAGUAUUCCCAGAAAACAUAGCCUUCUACUACGCACGUACUCCAGCCAAUGCUCUCAAUAUCACUGCUCUCUUUCCCGGCACCAAGGUGGAAGUCUUCGUCUCAGAGGUAUUGACAUACACAGACACACUGCCAGCAGGAAAGCCCGUAACUGUGACCCUGCCACUGGAUACUGAGGAAUACCGCCUCGGAUUUACUUUUCGGACUGUCAGAGUCAGCAGCACGGAGUUCAUCGUGGUGCAAUCAAUCAGCAAGAAAGGAGACAGUGUGCAAACUAAUGUUGUUCAUCCUCUGAAAAAUCACGGUACGUUGUAUACCAUCCCCUCACUGAAUUACAGCCAUAUGAUUAAUACUUUUUAUCAGUCAGCAAGAAGUGUCAGCAAGAGAAACAGCUCUUUCAGGCUGGUUAUUAUCAAUGGAGAAUAUUGGACUAAUUAUGUCACAAUUGUAAAACUACCUAGAAACGAUACGUACACACUCUAUGCAUAUGAAGCUCUCCAGCUCCAAACCGACGGGACAGAAACUGCGGUUUAUUCUUAUUAUAGAGUGGCAGUGAUCCUGACCCAUCCUUGUGUAGAAACAGAAAAAUGCAGAUGCAACAUGCUACUGAACCAACUUUAUCCCGACACUCUGCAGGAUAGCAGAUUCGUCGUACCCUCAAUACUCAACACCAGCAAUUUUUGGCUACAUGUGACGUCCUCAGUGAAAACCAACGUCAGUGGCGGGGACAUAGAAUUGAGUACUGUGGAUGCCUAUUCCUCAAAACUCCUGUCCCUUCCAUCUCUGGAGUUUGGAUCCCAGUUCAUCAACACAUCUUUUCCUGCUUCCCUCCAGCUUUUCGGUCCAGGCAUCAUAAUUGAACCGAUCUCACAAUAUAUGUUCUCUGCGUGCUAUCUAGCGCUGAUCAGCUCAACAGAUGCCAAGGCCUUAAUCAUAGCAGAGACAAACUCCAGGGAUAGUGUGUAUAUAGAUGGUGAUUUGCUUUUAUCCACUGCAUGGAGCACCAUCGCCAAUUCGGUGUACUCAUCGGUGUUAGUGCCUCUUGAUGACACGCGCGUCAUUUGGCAUCCGUCCACAAAGAUCGCCGUGUACGUGUUUGAGAAGAGCACACAUGUGUAUGGAGGCCCGGCUAUAGCUUUAAGCGACAAGUCAGACCCUUUAGGCUGUGUAUUGGUUCCUUCUAAGUUUGAAAUCAUCGUCACACCUCAAACCUGGCCUGAAUCCCAUCAGUACUGUAAGCUCAUAAGUGACGAGCUAUUCAGUCCCAGGAAUGAAGCGGCUCAUGCGGAGAUGGCCAGCAUUCUGAGUACUGACAGUAUGAAUGAGAGGUUCUGGAUCGGCGUGCGUCGCAGUCUGCUGAAUUUAGACUGGUACCGGCAGAAGGGUAACAGCUCACACAACUUGUCAUACACGCGGUGGGGAACCGGGGAGCCAGGUGUUGCUGUGAAGGGCAUGUGUGCUUCAGUAUUCCCAAACCCAAGCAUGGAUUUCCAAUGGGAAACUACACAAUGCUGUACUCUACUGAAGUCUGUCUGCUACACAAGGGCUCAGUACUUUCCUCUGCACUUUCCGAUCUCAGAUGAGACGUCAAAUGAGUCAAAUCGUAAUAGUAAUUCUAAUGCUCAAAAAAAUAAAGUUGAAUAAUAAAAACUGGCCAAAGAAAACAACUUGGCAGAAUUUAGUUUAUAAUACAUCAUUAAAUGAUAUACUGCUAAUAUACAAACUUCAUUAACCCUCAUGUUGUGUUCCACCCAGGGAUGAUAUUCUUUUUCCCAAAAAUGCUUGUUAAUGUUAUUGCAUUAGACAAAAACCUACUGAAUAAUAGCAUGUAGAAAUUAAGUGUCCACUCAAAGACUGAGGUGUAUAAACUCAGAUCAUCGAGGCCUACAAUCAGUCAGUUCCAAAAAGAAAUAAAAAAAUCUGUGCUAAGUAAAAGAAAAAACAAGUUGACAAAAGACUGACUUCAAGUUUUGGUGAUAAUAUAGCUUACUGAGAGAUUUUACAAGCAGUAUUUUAAAUGCUGGUGGUUUUUGAAUGGUUUUCAGCACAGCGCAUUGGUUAAAAUCAAAAUAACAGUAGUUUAUGCUAGUAAAUAGGAAAGAGUAAAGAUGUUAAAAUCACAUAUGGGAAGAUGUGAAGUUGUUUUGCCACAAAUACCUGAAGAAAGUUCACAUUGCUAUUAUAACCAUGAAUGCUGUACAUAGCCUAGAUUUUAUUCACAAUGUCCACACUGUUUAUCUAGAAACAUUACUUUAUUAUUUGUUAUUAGCACUUUACAUUUCCAAAAUAGAGAUAUAUACUUUCAAAAAAGAAAGAUUAUAAGAUACAUUAAAACAUAUCUUGAAAACAAUCUGCAUAUUUUUUCCAAAUAAACCAACUUUC